Penicillium malachiteum is the source of this 1470-nucleotide messenger RNA. Its product is annotated as putative trimethyllysine dioxygenase TmlH. Gene Ontology annotation, molecular function: trimethyllysine dioxygenase activity; iron ion binding. Gene Ontology annotation, cellular component: mitochondrion. Gene Ontology annotation, biological process: carnitine biosynthetic process. Bases 1 to 1470 code for a protein of 489 amino acids. The transcript has 13 exons. The record is from RefSeq and is a predicted model, not a curated record. Lineage: Eukaryota; Fungi; Ascomycota; Eurotiomycetes; Eurotiales; Aspergillaceae.
AUGAAUACCACACGAGCGGCCUUGAUUCGCCCCAAGGUCCCCCUGCAGGUCAAUCGGGCGCAUACCCCUCAGCAAGUUAGCUUGAACAUCCAAUAUGCAGCUGGGUCGAGAACGAUCUCAGGGGGUGUUUCUUACAAUGAGAAGAACAGGAAAUCCAAAGGAGAAACAGCCAAGUUUAAGAGGUCACCUCCAUGGCGGUCGCCUGAAUUCACUAUCCCCGAAAACGCAAAGCAAAUACCUAUUCUCCAGCAGUUUAACAAGGAGGAGGAAUUGAAGGCAGCUUAUAAUGCAUUUGAAAGAGGAUAUGUUCCAUUGAAAAGGGACAAUAGCGCAGUAUGGGACGAGCUUAAGCUCGGGAAAUUCUUCCUUAGAGAAAACUGCCAGUGCCCAAAAUGCAUUCACCCUGAGACGAAGCAAAGAAUUUCUGAUACUUUUUUGAUUUCUCACGAUGUUGACGUGACAAACUUUGAAACUAACGAUAAAGAUGUCAAGAUCUCCUGGACCGAUGGACACGAAUCAACUCAUCCAUGGGAUUGGCUGGACGCACACCGGAUAACUCCAUGGUCUGUGCCUCUAAAUUACAAGAAGCUCCCACAAGUCAGGCCCAUCUACACCCCAUACGUCAAAGAUGGAAAAUAUCCGGAAGUCCAGUUUGGAGAGGUGGUGUCUGAUGAGAGUGCAGUGCUGGAUUGGUUAUGGAAAAUAUGGCUCAAUGGAUUCUGUUUUAUCAAGGGAGUUCCAGUCACCCCUGAAGCCACAAAGACGUUGAUCGAGCGCAUCUCGUUCAUUCGGCAUACUCACUAUGGUGGAUUCUGGGACUUUACUGCAGACCUUACCUUCAAGGAUACUGCGUACACCAACGAGUUCCUCGGUGGACAUACCGACAACGCCUAUUUCACCGACCCAGCAAGGCUUCAACUAUUCCAUCUACUAUCACACACCGAUGGCAGUGGAGGAGAGAGUCUUCUCGUGGAUGCCCUUAGCGCUGCUAACAAGCUUAGAUUGGAUAAUAAGAAGUUGUUCACGUCUUUAAUUGAGCAGAGACAUUCGUGGCAUUCAAGCGGCAACGAAGAUGUCUGCAUUCAGCCCUCAGCACGUGCUCCUGUGCUAUCUGUCCAUCCCGACACAGGUAGGGUGUACCAGGUCCGCUGGAACAACUACGAUCGGGCGCCGAAGAGUGAUUGGAAUCUACGAGUCCAAAAGAGUUGGUAUAAUGCGGCCAGACGAUUUAAUGAGAUUCUUAAUGAGGAAUCUCGCCAAAUUUGGACCCAAUUGGAGCCGGGAACAGCCCUAAUUUUUGACAAUUGGAGAAUGUUACACGGCCGCUCUGAAUUCACUGGGAAGCGAAGAAUGUGUGGUGGUUACAUCAAUAAUGACGAUUUCAUCUCACGACUUCGACUUCUCAAGUAUGGCCGAGAGAAGGUUUUGAACAGCUUGGGAACUGUGCCUCGUCGACAGGUUUCCAUUUAA